UAUUUUACCAACCAAUAGUAACUACGUAGUUACCGCGUAGAUUUUGCCGCGCAAACAUUGUGAUCACUACUCGUUAGAUAAUUAGCCGAAUAUUUUUGGUGAUUUUAACUUAAAAGUUUAUAAAGAAUGGUUGAAUCUGAUCAAAGCGACAAAGAAAUAGAGAAUGAAAUGCCUUCCUUGGAAGUUUCUGGUAAUACCAUUAACGAUAAUGAAACUGGACAAAAAAGAUUACGGGAAGACACUUCAGAUGAUGAAAGUUUACCUUUACCUUCAAAGAAAAUAUGUACCUCUGUAGAUGAAGCUAUGCCUGAAAAACAUGAAGACAAACAUAUCUCGGAAGCAAAUGGUAUUAUUGAAAAUGUAAAAGAAAAUGCAGAUAGUAUAAAUACUGAGAAUGAAGGUAAGAAAAAUAAAUUCAUGUCAGAAGAAAAUACAAGUGAAAGCAUGGAAGAAACAAAUAAUACAAAAUCUGAAACUGAGAGUAAGGAAAUAACUACUAACAAUGACAGUGCAAUCAAACAAGAAAGCGAUUCUCAGAUUAAAUCUGAUACAGAUACAAAACAAGAGGAUAUUAUAUCUACAACGUCUGAGACCAACAUUGAUACAAAAAAUUCUCUAACAAAAGAAGAAGAGGAGGAAGAUGGCAUCAAGAAGCAAAAGAAACAUAGUAAAUCAUCAGUUGGAGAUGCUGAAGUAGUGGAAGGUUUAGAACUUUCAGUAGAGUGUGCCAGUGACAAAGAUUCUUCGAGUUCUUCUGAAAGUGAAAAUGAAAAGGAUAAAAAACCUGCAGCAAAAACUAUAAUUGUUAAAGCUAAACCUAAUGAUUCAGAACUUGAUGCCAGUUCAUCUGAUACGGAAAAACCAAGUCCAGAAAGUGCAUCUCAAAAUAAAUCUAAAAAAAGUACAAAGAAAGGAAAAAAACGAAGUCGAACAUCUUUCAGUAAAGCAAAAAGUACAGAUUCUGAAGACAAUGAAAAUUCGGAUGAAGAUUAUAGCCCAAAAUCAAAGAAAAAGUCAGUGGCAAAUAAAAAAAUUGCAAAAUCACCAUCAGAAUCAAAAAGAGGACGUGGAAGAGCAAAAAAGACAACUAAAAAAGCAGCUGAAACAGAUGAAGAAGAUGAAAAUCUUAGUGUAACAGAAGAUACAAAAGCAGAGGAAAACAUAUCUGAUGUAGAAUUAACAGAAAGUGAAAAUGAAAGUCUUGGUGAUGAUGUUUCGAAAGAUGAUAAAGGGAAAAAAAGAAGUAAUAAACCUGAAGAUGACAGAAGAAUACAAGUUUUGAAAAAGUACAUUAGAACUGCUGGAAUACAUGUAAAAUGUUAUAAUGAUCUCUGGGCUGGAUGCAAAUCAAAUGCUGCAAGAGUAAGGUGUCUCAAACAGUUAUUAGCUGAACAUGGAGUCAAUGGUAGACCAACUUUAGAAAAGUGUAAAAAAGUUAAAGAAAAAAAGGAAAGACUGAAAGACAUUGCUGAGUUAAAUACAAGCAAUAUUAUAUCAGAAGGACGUAUUACACGUGCUCAAAGGAAUAAGGAUUCAAAUAAAGGCUCACCAAAAGCGCUGGAAACACCUACAAAACAACGUGAAACACGUAAUACGUAUAAAAGGGUUUUGAAUGUUAUUGACAGCGAUUCUGAAUGAAACACAAUGAACUUUUGAAUAAGUAUUUGAAAAUUGUAAAAUGCAACUACAUUGAUUCUUUACUUAUCUGAAUAUGCUAAAGGAACAUCACAAUCCCAGCAGCAAAAAUGUUUCACGUGGUAAUUAUGGCCUUCUGCUACGGUAUAUUCUCGUACAAAAAUAAG
Molecule: messenger RNA, 1802 nt
Organism: Megachile rotundata (alfalfa leafcutting bee)
Lineage: Eukaryota; Metazoa; Arthropoda; Insecta; Hymenoptera; Megachilidae
Cellular component (GO): nucleus
Source: RefSeq, a predicted model, not a curated record